ACCCCACGCCUUUUUCAUUUUCAUCCAUUCCAUUCUUCUCUCUGGUCUUCGUCUUCUUCUCUCCUAGGGUUAGGGUUUUCUCUGUCCUUUUCGUCUCAGCUUUUGCUUUUUCACUCUCUGAGCUUCAAUGGCACAGCAAGACGUCCAGAACGGAGAAGGAGAGAAGGUUGCGCCAGCUGUUGAGAUCAAGGCUGUGCUGACUCAGCUGGUGGUUCCCAAGGCCGACGACGCUGUUAAGUUCUACAAGGCUGCUUUCGGUGCUGUGGAGCUCGAGCGCUCAACUCACCCCAAGCGUAAGGCGGAGCAAGAGCGCCCGUUUAUCCUCUCUGCUCAGCUCAAACUCGGCUCCUCCACAUUUCUCGUCUCUGACAACACUGAAGACUCCGGCGAGCCCGUGAAUGUUGUGGGUUCUGGUGCCAUUGCUCUCUGGCUUGAGACGCCUGACAUCGGAGCUGCUGUAGCCAAGGCGGUGCUGGCCGGAGCUGUCUCUGAGGGAGAGAUAACAACUGGCGUUUUCUCUGACCCGGAGCAGCCUGUGGGGAAGGUCAGGGACCCUUUCGGCUUUCUCUGGUUCUUCACCAGCCCGGUUGCCAAGAAGGCCGCAGCUGAGUCGGAAGCUCCCAUAACCGUCUGAUCUGAUCUGAAGUUGACCCAAUCUCAUGAAGAUCCACGGUUCUGGUGUAAUCUUUUGGUUUUUUGUUUGGUUUAAUCAAGUUGUGGGACCCUUUUAUCUGGAGAAAUGUGGACCCUUUAGCUGUUAGGUUUAGGCUGAUCCUAGGCGUAGCGUAGCUUGCCUUCAAUAUUUUGAACAAUUAAUCAUGGUCUCGGGUUAUUUUGAACAAAGGAAAUAUGAUAUGAUCAGUAUUAUCUUAUGACUUCUAA
Molecule: messenger RNA, 882 nt
Organism: Prunus dulcis (almond)
Lineage: Eukaryota; Viridiplantae; Streptophyta; Magnoliopsida; Rosales; Rosaceae
Exons: 2
Coding region: 128-634 (168 amino acids)
Source: RefSeq, a predicted model, not a curated record